This is a messenger RNA of Cyprinodon variegatus (sheepshead minnow), 2281 nucleotides long. RefSeq names its product protein NLRC3-like. Bases 62 to 2281 code for a protein of 739 amino acids. The transcript has 3 exons. The record is from RefSeq and is a predicted model, not a curated record. NCBI's taxonomy places the organism in Eukaryota, Metazoa, Chordata, Actinopteri, Cyprinodontiformes, Cyprinodontidae.
AUGUGAUGAAACAUCCGAUCACACCAUUUAGGACAGUAUAAAACACUAGUAAGAGCCCACAAUGACACCAGAGGAGCUAUUGAACUUUCUGGAGGACUUGGUAGAGGAAGAAUUCCUUAAAUUCAAGUGGCUCCUUCAACAGACUAGUAAUCUUUUGGGUUUCCCAGCCAUAAAAAAGAGCCAUCUUCAGACGGCAAAUAGGCAGGACACCGUGGACCUGAUGGUCCAGACCUAUAGUCUCUCUGGGGCUGUAAAGGUAACCAAGAACAUUUUAGAGAAGAUUAACAGGAAUGACUUGCUGCAAAUUUUGGUUUCUAGCAGCUUGAGAACAGAAGUGGAUGUGAGUGAUGUUGGGAGAAUUUCAGAGGACACAGGCCAUUUAACAUCUCCUAUUCAGACUCCUCUUCCUCAAAUUCAAAGGGAAGUUCGUGGAAUAACUGAGGAAAUGGUUCCAGUUCCUGAGCCGCAUCCCAUCACAUUUUAUCGACAGAUGCUUCAGUCAAACUUCCAGGACAAGUUCAUGUGCGCACAGGAGGGUUGGGCUGAAGAUAAACAACGCCUGGUGGAUAUCUAUACAGAAGUCUACAUCACUGCUGGGUGUGAUGUACACAUCAACACACAACAUGAGGUCAGACAGAUUGAGAACCCAUUAAAGCCAGCAGAAGAAACACGAGUGAAACCCAGAGACAUGUUUAAUCAUCCUUCAGGAGAGUACCAGCCCAUAAAAACCAUACUGACCAAUGGAAUAGCAGGAAUUGGGAAAACCUUCCUCGUGCACAAGUUUGUGUUGGACUGGGCUGAAAAAAAAUCCAAUCAAAACAUAGAUCUUAUUUUCCCCUUCACCUUCCGUCAGCUAAAUCCACUAAGAGCAGAAAAAUUCAGUUUAGCGCAGCUCAUCCAUGAAUGUAUCCCAGAAACUGUAGAUAUCAAAAAGGAGGCUCUAAAUUACAUCUUUAAAACGCUGCAGUCUUCUGGAAACAGCAACUAUGACAAAAGUAGAUUUAAACUACUGUUUGUGUUUGAUGGACUGGAUGAGAGCCGACUUCAUUUGGAUCUUCACAUGAAAGACAGUAGAUCCAACGAUGUAAAAAAGAAAACCACACCAGAUGUUCUGUUGAGGAAACUCAUCAAUGGGAAACUUCUUCGCUCUGCUCGAAUCUGGAUAACUUCGAGACCAGCAGCAGCCAGUCAGAUUCCCAGGCAGUUUGUUAGCAGCGUGAAUGAGGUCAGAGGGUUCACUGACCUUCAAAAAGAGACGUACUUUAGGAAACGGUUCAGAGAUGAAAAGCGGGCCAACAAGAUCAUUUCCCACAUCAAGGGAUCACAAAGUCUCCACAUCAUGUGCCACAUUCCAGUCUUCUGCUGGAUCACAGCUACCGUUCUGGAGGAUAUGAUAAAAACCAGAGGCACUGGAGAUCUCCCCAAGAGCCUGACUGAGAUGUAUACAGAGUUCCUGGUGUUUCAGAUGGAUCACACUAAAGAGAAAUAUGGCUCUGAGAUGUCUAUUCAGUCCAUCAAAUCCUUAGCAAAGCUUGCUUAUCAUCAGCUGGAGAAGGGCAACCUGAUCUUCUAUGAGAAGGAUCUUAUUGAGACCAGUGUUGAUUUGAAAGAAGCCUCAGUGAUCUCAGGAGUUUUCACAGAGAUCUUCAAAGAAGUACGUGGCAGGAAAGAUAAAGAAAAGAUGUUUAGCUUUGUCCAUCUGAGCGUUCAGGAGUUUCUGGCUGCUGUUUAUGUAAGAAUGUCUCUUAGCAACAGCUACAAACAUUUAUUUUUACCCCAGAGGUCCAAAAAAAUGCAUUCUGUCCCAAAAACAAGAGCUUCCAAAACCAACCAAGUUCAUAUCGACAAAGCCUUGCAGUCUCCAAACGGACACUUGGACUUGUUCCUCCGCUUCUUUCUGGGUCUUUCGUUGCGGACAAAUCAAGAUAAACUUAAGGAACUGAUGGUAAAACCCUGGAGCAGCUCAGAAACCAGCCAAGAAACAGUCCAGUACAUCAAGAAAAAGAUUGGUGAAAAUCUUUCUCUAGAGAAAAGUCUCAAUCUGUUCCACUGUCUGAAUGAACUGAAUGAUCAUUCUCUUGUAAAUGACAUUCAACAGUACCUGAGUUCAGGAAGUCUCUCCACUGAUAAACUAUCUGCUGUCCAGUGGUCAGCUCUGACUUUCAUACUGCUAUCAUCAAAAGAACAUCUGGAAGUCUUUGACUUAAAAAAGUACUCAGCUUCAGAGGAGGCUCUUAUUAGACUUCUGACAGUGGUCAAAGCCUCAAAUAGAGCUCUGUAA